Molecule: messenger RNA, 357 nt
Organism: Ostreobium quekettii
Lineage: Eukaryota; Viridiplantae; Chlorophyta; Ulvophyceae; Bryopsidales; Ostreobiaceae
Source: the annotation of a GenBank genome assembly
AUGAAACAAUCCUCAUGUGCCUGGCAGUGGCUUUCUUUGCUUGCACUUUGGGUACAAAUGGUUACUUGCUGUUCCUUUCGAUUUUGGGUGGCGGCCUUUGAGCCCUGUGUUGAGCAGCUCCACACACGUGAUAGAAGGAAGGGCGUUGCAGUUGCCUUGGUUGGGCAUGGGGAGAAUUUGGAGGGCACAUUGCGCUGGCGGUGUUUUGUUCUUUCGGUCUUUGUGGAACGCCUUAUCGAACGACGUUCACGCAGGUUUGCUGCAACUCCGAUUCAUUGGCGUCGGUUAUGCUUGUUUGGAUGGCACGACGUCAGCGAUUUGGAGUUGAUUGCGAGUCCGCAGAUGGAGCGUUGUUGA